This is a messenger RNA of Rhodofomes roseus, 1386 nucleotides long. RefSeq lists its product as uncharacterized. NCBI's taxonomy places the organism in Eukaryota, Fungi, Basidiomycota, Agaricomycetes, Polyporales, Fomitopsidaceae. Bases 141 to 1196 code for a protein of 351 amino acids. The transcript has 5 exons. The record is from RefSeq and is a predicted model, not a curated record.
CCUGUUCCUGGCUCCAUCUACGCCGGCUGUUGAUGAUGUCCCUUCCAGAGUUGUAUAUCUAUCACUCCGGACAUUGACGACACAGCCGUCCCCCUCGCUCACGCCCGAGCCGGUCACUGCACGCAAUCAGCUAGGUAACAAUGUCGAGCUCGUGGGCACCCAACCAAACGGACUCCGAGAUCUAUAAUGAGAAGAUAUGGCUACAGGCGAUGAUCCUGGAGAACAUACCCUACGGCGUUGAGCUUACGCUCUUCGUCAUGUGCUUCGUCACCCUGCUCGAGAACCUCAAUCGGUUCAAUCUGAGGCGACAGAUAUUUCUCCUCACGUUCAUCACCAUUGUUUUCGGAUUGGGGACGGUCUACAUGGUUACGAAUUCCCUGACCGCUCAGCAAGCCUUCAUCGAAUACCGCAACUACCCCGGAGGGCCUUCGGCGUACCUAAGCGCCAUGUUCGCUAACACUGUCGGAUUGACGAACAGUGUGUCUUGGGUAGUAAGCAACUGGCUCCUCGACAUGUUCUUGGUUUGGCGAUUUCUCGUCAUCUACAGAGACUUUAAUCGGUCAUGGAUGCGGAUACUGUUAUGUUUUCCCGGCCUUAUGGUCUGUACGUCCAUUGGCAUGUCCAUUGACGUCCUCAAGAGCAUUGCCCAAGCCGACGGCUCGUCGAACUCCACACCCUUCCUAGUUGCGAACAUCACACUCUCGUUCUACGUCAUCUCGCUUGCGGCGAAUAUCAUUGUGACGAUUCUGAUUGCGGGUCGUCUGCUCGUCUAUCGACACCGUAUACAGAGCGUUCUCGGGGCGCACCACGCGACAUUCUAUGCCAACAUCGCGACCAUCCUCGUGGAAUCAGCGGUGCUCUACUCCGCCUUCGCCCUCACCUUCCUCAUCACUUUCGGGAUGAACAAUCCCGUUGCCGACUUCUUCAUCAAUUAUGUGAACUCCGUCCAGGCGAUCUGUUCCUUCCUCAUCAUAUUCCGUGUCGCGACGGGGAAAGCUUGGACCGAAGACACCACCACGCGGAUCAUGGACAGUACGCAAAGCAAUGUAGUCAGGCUCAAGCCCGCCACGAGCAUUCAGUUCGCUCCGAAUGCAUCUACGGACAUUACGGACUCGAUGCCAACUUCGCGGAAGGAGAUGGGUAUCAUCAUCUCGGAGGAAGCCGGGCAAAACAAAACAGAUAACUACAGUGUAUAGUAGCGGCCGAAAUUCAUCGCGAGCGUGUGGCUGGUUCAGUCACAAGAUGUAUGUACUACUAUCGGGAUGUUUGGAAUAUGUUUUCCGCGCCGACAGAGAUGAGCGGCUAGUACCUCCCGGUAUGCUGCUCUUGUCAGAGAUGUCGGCUCAUUGCGCUAUACGAUACACCACCUAUCAAUUUCACUUCCUC